Bombina bombina (fire-bellied toad) is the source of this 2012-nucleotide messenger RNA. RefSeq names its product peptidylprolyl isomerase F (gene PPIF). Gene Ontology annotation, molecular function: peptidyl-prolyl cis-trans isomerase activity. The coding region runs from base 22 to 615 and encodes 197 amino acids. Lineage: Eukaryota; Metazoa; Chordata; Amphibia; Anura; Bombinatoridae. The transcript is spliced from 6 exons. Gene Ontology annotation, biological process: protein peptidyl-prolyl isomerization; cellular response to hydrogen peroxide; protein folding. The record is from RefSeq and is a predicted model, not a curated record. Gene Ontology annotation, cellular component: mitochondrion.
UGGAUUCAAUCUGCUCCUAUCAUGCUUCCUGCUGUUACCCGCCUAACUCUCCGGUGCUGUCGGCCCGGUACCGGCUCACUCAUCUUUACCAGAGCCAACGGAGACUACAGCUCAGACAAGAAGAACCCGCUGGUGUACAUGGAUUUGUCGGCUGAUAACCAGCCCCUGGGGAGGGUGACCUUUGAGUUAAAAUCUGAUGUGGUGCCAAAGACUGCAGAGAACUUCAGAGCCCUAUGCACUGGUGAGAAAGGAUUUGGCUAUAAAGGGUCCACAUUCCACCGAAUCAUCCCAAAAUUUAUGUGCCAGGGGGGAGAUUUUACAAAUCACAAUGGCACAGGAGGGAAAUCCAUUUAUGGAAGUCGUUUUCCAGAUGAGAAUUUUAUACUGAAACACACUGGGCCAGGAGUCCUCUCAAUGGCCAAUGCAGGUCCAAACACAAAUGGAUCCCAGUUCUUUAUCUGCACAAUAGAAACUGAAUGGCUGGACAACAAACAUGUAGUCUUUGGUUACGUUAAGGAUGGCUAUGAAGUAGUUGAAAAAAUCGAGAGCUUUGGAAGUAAAAAUGGGCGUCCCACCAAAAAGGUGAUCAUAGCGAACUGCGGGGAGCUUUCCUAAAAUCCUCACCUUUUUCCAAGAAUAUUAACAAACUAGAAUCUGUGAAUUUUUUUGUUUUUUAUUUAAUUUUAUAUAUAUAUUUUUUUUUUUUGAAGAAUAAUGUUAAACACUGUUCACUGGUGUUACUUAAUGCAACUAAAGUUCUACCAUGUUGAAUUCAUUCCUGGAACUGUACGAUGCAUUUCAGCAGAAUCCAGGAGUUCACCACUGUAUACGAUGGCUUACUAGGGUCAUUCACUGAGCCAAUAAAUGAUCUCUGCUCUUCGUACUUAUCUGUUCUGCUGUAGGCAUCUGGCGCAUGAAAUGAGGCAGAGCAGCUAAACUCCUUAAUGACUCGAACAGGUCAUUAACCCGUUACAUUCACUUCUAUCAGAAUGGUGUGAAAAAAAUAGCAGCUUCAAACAAUGUAAAAACUGAUACAAAUCUUAUCAAAAUACUGGCAUGUGUAUGCUUUGUGCUUUACAUUAUAGUCGCUAAGAUUGUCUGUCUAACGCUGGUGUCCUCUUUAGGCCCACAAGUUGAUAGCCAAAAUUCUUUUAAAAGCCAUAUUCUUAAAUAUCUGAAAUUGUAGGAAGCCACGUUACUGGAAUGCCUUAAAGCGUGGUUGCCUAUAGGUUAUAUUUAAAGUGCCUGUCAGUUUCCAGGAGCAAAUACGAUGUCCUUUUAAAACUUUGCAGAUUACUUGGUUAGCUCAGGGAAACCACGUAAAGAAUUUAUUACAGAGCCUGGUGUCAUUUGUAAUAUCAGAAUUUUUUUUUUGUGAGUUAUUUUAUUCUUCCUUACACACUAAUUAUCACCUAAAAAUCCACUUAUAAUGUAUCAAUCUGUAAUUUAAAUAUUUUAAUAAUUUUGUUUACAAAAUGUUUUGUCUAGAGCUGUUUAAAUCCUGCGUUUAUUGUAUGUAUUUUACUGCAGUGGUAAAUUCUACUUUUCCCCCACUACAAAAUUAUUACAGACUGACAGUUUUGGGACUGGUGUGACUGGGAUUUAAAGUAAAAAAAAAAAAAAAGGAGAAUCUUGAUAGCCAUUUGCUUUGACCCAAUGAGUUUGGCCACCACCUGUGUGGCUUGCAGCAGCUGGUCUGUCUCACGUUACACGUCUAUAAUUAUUUCAGCUGUCUAUGGAUAGAAUUCACUCUUCUUCUACAACCCAUUGGCUACUUGAGUCCUAUAGCAAUUUAAUCACUGUAUUAUAGACAGUUGGUCUCUUGACUGUCCAGUGUGCAACUAUAAUUAAAUGAUACCUCCUGAAGUUCAGAACAGAAAGGUGCAAAUAAAAUAUAUACAGAUGGUUUUUGUUUUACGCGGAACACAAUUGUAGCACUUUCAUAUAUGUAUUUCAGUUUCACUAUUAAAAUGUUGUAAAUUAAAAUUCAUUAAACUCUAUUUUGAUAUUGA